CUCUCAAGAACCCUUGUUUCCUUCUCCUUUGGCCGUCAUUUCCACUCCCCCAACCCCAAGUUUACUCUAAAUUCUCUGGAGACGGAUGGAACCCAAAGAUCCCCGCGUCUGAACCGCCUACGAGGGACUCACCGGCGAUAUUUCUACGCCUAGCAGCCGACAGAAAGGCAUUACCCAGGGUAACGAGUCGGGUUCAGGAGACGAAGAAGAUGCGGGUUUCGAGAACGAGAGGAAUUUUGAGAAGGCUAAAAAUGAUAAUUUGAGCAAUGGAGACAAAACCCAGAAAUCCAAAAAAUGUUUGUUAUAUCCCCAAGGACACUGAAGGGAUGAGUCGAAAGAAGGCAUUUUUGGAUAAUGGGUCGGGAUUGGGGGAUAUACUUGGGAAUAAGAAGAAAGGGAAAGUCAAAUACAAGUGGGUUUGUGAGAUUUGUGGGUACACAAAUGGACAGUGGUGGGGAGUUUGCCAUUCUUGUGAUCUUUCCGGGACGAUGAAACAUUUUAUGGAAGAGGAAACUAAGAACAGAGGGCUCGAUUUUUCAGAAACUUUGGUGCGCUCUUGGCUACGGAAGGAUGCAGGGGAUUUGCUACCAGUAAGAUUGAUUGAAGUUAGCCGUGGUGUUAAGAAGAGGGAUUACCGGAUUUCACUGUUUGGUCCCUUUGGAAGUGAAGUUGCUAGGGUGCUUGGAGGCGGUCUUGUUCCAGAUCUGCAUAUCCAAGGUUUUCUUGAGAAUCGGUGAUUGUCUACAUAUUAACAUAUAAGAAACUUGACAAAGGUAGAAGUUGCAAGGGGAAUUACUCUGAAAAUACCCAUUGUAUCUUCACUGGCGAGCAUCGGUAAAGUUUUUCCUCUACUUUGAUAAUUAUGUUUUUUUGGAAAGAAAUGAUAAUUAUGAAUGAAAGGUGAGGAAUAAAGUGCUUAGUGUAGAGAGUUUUUCUUAUUAUGAAUCUUUGAUGUGAAUUCUCUUAUAAUCAAGUUAAUGGUUUAAUCUAGUUGAACAACUCUAAUUACUUGACAAUUCAAGUUUCAUUCUUUGGAUUGAAAGGACAUUUUGAACAUUGGUGUUUAGGUCAGCUCAUAUCGUCAAACUCUACUGGAGUACUGGGUGUAGAAUUGGAGACAUGCUUUCAUAUUACUCAACAUUAUAUCAGAAUGGUUUUUAAGAGUUAUUUACUUUCAUUCUUAAAUAUUGAACUAAAUAGUUGCUAGAAUAAAUCAUUUGGUGCUAGAAUUAUUUAUUUAUGUGUAAAAUCACGUAGUUAAGAGGGAGAAGAAAUUACAUGUCAA
Messenger RNA from Hibiscus syriacus, 1285 nucleotides. Its product is annotated as DNA repair protein RadA-like. The record is from RefSeq and is a predicted model, not a curated record. The coding region runs from base 267 to 737 and encodes 156 amino acids. Lineage: Eukaryota; Viridiplantae; Streptophyta; Magnoliopsida; Malvales; Malvaceae. The transcript is spliced from 2 exons. Gene Ontology annotation, biological process: recombinational repair.